UGGGCACGGGCCGGGCCCGCAACUUUAGAGGAGCGCUUCCCACUACUGCCUAUGGGAGGCGGCCGGAACGACCCUUCCCUGACAGCCCCGGAGCUGCCACCGCCAGCCGGGCCGCCCUUUCCUCCCGCCCUGUCCGCGGGAAGCGGCGGGCGGGCAGUGGGAGGAGCGGUCCCGCCGGAGAGUCCUGUCAGUACGGGAGGGAGGGACCAGGGUGGGCUCCGGUGGGGUGCGCAGCCGGGGCCCGGGGCCCUGGAGCGAGCGGUCGGGAUGCGGUGCGGGAAGAUGGCGGCACCGCCGCCGCCGCCAGCCGGGACCACGGGCGCUUGGGGCGGCGUGCGGCGGCGCUGCCAACGGCUGCUCUACUGGGUGCCGGUGCUCUUCAUCUUCAGCAUCCUCUGCUGGUCCUACUACGCCUAUGUCACCCAGCUCUGCCUGCUGACAAUGACAAAUAUUGGAGAAAAAGUUGUGUGCCUGGUUGCUUACCACAUAUUUUUCAUGCUGUUCGUCUGGUCAUAUUGGAAAACAAUCUUUACGCUACCAAUGAACCCUUCAAAAGAAUUUCAUCUAUCAUAUUCAGACAAGGAGUCCCUAGAAAGGGAGCCUAGAGGUGAAUCCCAGCAAGAAGUCUUAAGACGAGCAGCCAAGGAUCUUCCUAUCUAUACACGGACAAUGUCUGGAGCAAUCAGAUACUGUGACAGAUGCCAUCUUGUAAAACCAGACCGUUGCCAUCACUGUUCUGUAUGCGACAAAUGCAUUUUGAAAAUGGAUCAUCAUUGCCCAUGGGUGAACAACUGUGUGGGAUUCUCAAAUUACAAGUUUUUUCUUCUGUUCUUGGCUUACUCUCUACUGUACUGCCUUUUCAUUGCUGCAACAGACUUACAGUAUUUUAUCAAGUUUUGGACAAAUGGCCUUCCUGAUACUCAAGCCAAGUUCCACAUCAUGUUUUUGUUCUUUGCGGCAGCUAUGUUCUCUGUCAGUUUGUCUUCCCUCUUUGGGUAUCAUUGUUGGCUUGUCAGCAAAAAUAAGUCUACAUUAGAGGUAUUCAGAGCUCCCAUAUUUCGUCACAGAACAGACAAGAAUGGCUUUAGCUUAGGCUUCAGCAAAAACCUAAGGCAGGUGUUUGGUGAUGAGAAGAAAUACUGGUUGCUGCCUGUAUUUUCAAGUCUAGGGGAUGGUUGCUCCUUUCCAACUUGCCUUGUUAAUCAGGAUCCCGAGCAAGCUUCCACACCUGGCGGUCUUAAUUCAACAUCCAAAAGUGAGAACCACCUGUUUCCUGCAAAGCCGCUGCGUGAUUCCCAGAGCCACCUUCUCACGGAUACGCCAUCUUGGUCAGAAACUAAUGCAAAGGCUGAAAAGGACAAAGUGGGUAUGAGCAAUCCUGCAUUAACCAUGGAAAAUGAAACCUAAUUUCUCUUGAAACAAACAUCUGAAUAUGUAAGGAAAGUUCAAGAAGAAGCUGUCCUUGGAAGGAAGACGCAUUUCUUCCAAAUACCAGCGCUGCUGGCCAGCUGCUCCUGUCUGCUCCUCUGCGGAUGUGCUCAGAAAACAAACUGACAGACGAUUUAGCUGUCUCCAUGUCACUGCUUGAAACAUGAAAUUAAACAUACAAUUUCUGAACCAUGUAAAGAAUGUUUUCACUUAAAAUUACUGGGUUUGAAAAGGAUGAUUCUGAGUAUUAAGGGGUGGGGGGGAAAGUCUGAGUUUACAGUUGUAAAAAUUCAAUGGCUGGCUUUACUUUGAUACUCAGCACAAGAAAAAUGUGACCUCCUUACACAUCAGUCCAUGAUCUUGCCUUGGUUUUAAAAAUUCACCUGUUAACUCAAAUUGCUGUGAGUAGUUGACUUUAAAAUCAAUGUUUUGCACUACUGGCUUUAAGAACUGGGAGAAGAGCCAGUGGUGAUUAUGAAUAAUUUAGUGGCUUGGUGGACUGUAUUUUCUUUUGAGUGCUUGAUAAGCAAUUUUUGAAGAUAAGGAAACCCCAGUGAAGUGUCUGACUAUUUUUGGAAAACAUUAUUGCAGAAGCUCCAUUUUCUCUCAGAUCUGCAUUAGCAGUAACCUGGAAAGCUGUGGAGGGGUAAAACCCCUCUUUGUUAAUUGAAUGCUACAGUGGAUCACUGGUAAGUGGAGCGAUAAAAAGCCUGAGUUCAGAUGGGUAAUACAUAAAUGCAGCUGGCCAGGCUGGGGAUCUUGAUGGGAGCUGCACAUGACAGUGCUGUGAAAUGAGGAUUUUAUUGUCCUAUUUGGAGCUGUUAACCUCUUUGGGAAAUUAGUGUUGUCUCUUUACUUUGAUCCAAAAGGCUUUUUACCAAGCUGUGUUCCUGAGGGCCACUGUCUUUCAAAAUCCUAGUUUCUUAUUGAUCAACAGUUGUCUUAGGUUGUUUUUUUUCCCACUUGUUGUUCAAGACACUGCCUUUCUUACUGUCUAAUUAACAAAUACCAUGUACAAUCAGGGAGACUUACUGUUCUGACUUAUGAUACUUGCAUUUACAGGACAACAGAGAUUUGUUUGCCAUACCAAAAAGCAAAGUUGCUGCAGCUAGGAAACCCCUUCAAUUAAGUUAGGAGCUGGCAGCCUUCUUAGGAUCUGAGUUUAUCAGCCAGGUCAUUAAAAAAAUGUAUUAGCAGUUUUCAAAGUCAACGAAAUUUCAGCAACACAAAACCUAAUUGUCUUGUGCCUUCUGUACACACUACAUUUAUGGUGUCAGGGUUUACAUUUAAAUGCAAAUUCCUAUUCUGAAAACAACUUUAGGAGAACUCAAUUAGCUUUCUAGGUGGCUAGAUAAAAAGACUAGUCAAGGGAAAAAAAAAAAGUGAAAACCUCUUAGCCUAAGCUCAGUUCUGUUACCAAACCUAAAGCACUUAGCAAGUUGGUUCACACUGUAAGGGUGUCAGUUGUUUGUUUAGAAAACUGGCAGCAGGACUAAGUGAGAUUUCUGAAACAGAAAUCUUACCAUUCACUCUUCCACAGGCAGGUAACUUUGUCUUUCCAGGGGGGGGUUUACAACUUAAGUGAUUGCUGUUGGAGCACAAAUGAGGCUUUUUUUUUUUCCUAGGGAGGGGAAAUACAUUUAUUUUACCAACCUGAAAACAUCUGUUUCUUGCCAGAAGUGCCAGAGUGUGGGUCCCUUGAUGUAGAACACCUUUUUUUAAACUAGCAUGAAGGUAGCAUACAGUUUACAUGAUGCCUGCAGAUCUCUAGCAACCAAAAGUUUUUUGCAGCUAUUUAUUCAGUGUUGUUUGGUCAGCUUACCUCAUCUUAGUGUUUGUUUCAAGGCUAACUUGUCAAGGGAUAAGGGGGAGAGGAAAAAAACAAACCUAUAUUUUUUGACACUUCAGGUUCUCUACCUAUCUGUAUAGUCUUGGGUUUUAUGCAGUUAGUCACAGGGUAGCUUGUCAUGGAGCAUGCAUUUGAAAAUACUGAGUUGAAAAGUUGAGAUUCAGCUUCAGUGUAACUUGCUCCUUAUUUUUACAUAAAUACAAAGUACAUUUCUUCUUCAGCAAAACACAGAAUGGAAAUGGAUCUCUCUAAUACAGGUGUCAGCCUCCCUUACUGUGGCCAGGGCUCUGAAAGCUUUCAGUAAGGCUGGGGAUCCAUGUAGAGAAAAGAUAGGGAUAAGGAAUCAAGAACCGCCUGGCUUCUGCACGUCUCUCAGAAGUCACACUUGGAAAGCACAACAGCCCUAAAUGAUCUACAGCUUUGAUGUAGCCAGAGGCUGUCCCUCUAGCUGAAAACUGAUGGAGGUGUAAGAAGCAUAUGCUGACAAAGGAAAGGAGGAGAAAGGGAAAGGGAAAUUAUUGUAGCUCAAAGGUAAAUGUUCAGCAGAUUUGAGCCAGAGGGCUGUGGCUACACCUGCUCUCAGGAUGGGUACGAGCUGUGCCUCUGCAAGGAGCACUGUCAGCAUACUUUUGAGGGUUCCUGGCAGUUCCCACUGUAUAGAGCACGGACAAAAGCGAGCUAAUCAUGCUCCAAAGUAUAAUUUCUGGUAUGAUUAUUCUUAUAUAGCAAAGUGAAAGUGGUCUUUUUGACACAUCGUCACUGAGCACUGAUGUGUGGUUACAAUGCACACGGGAGAAUUCGUGGGGAGGUAAGAGGGAAGCGAGGCUGUAACGUUUGUCUGCUUACACCAGUUCUCCUGUUCUUUAUAUUCUUGCUAGGCACUUUACUACAGCCUUUUGUGUAACUUCUGUAUUUUUUUUAAAGACUGCUUUUUACCUACUGUACAGUUACUAAUCUACUUUUUUGCUAAAAAAGUAAAGAAUAUCCCUGAUAUUUGUUUAGCAGUGUGACUGCAUUUGAAGCUUCAGUAGAAGUUGGAUGAGUUCUGCAGACUACCCAGAUGGGCCUGAGUCCCAAUGACAACAGAGUUAAAUUUAUUUUGUAUAUAUGUAAACAGUUCUAUGAAUCAUAGCCCCCUCCAGACGUAAGAAGCUUCCUUAAUUUGUAGGUUUGAACCAAUCUUAAUACAUGUCUGCACCAGAAAGUGGUUCACACAUUCUAUGUCAGUUGAUGUACUGGUGAUGGAGUGCUCAAAAUCUUCACAGAGAACUAUUUUUAUUAUGAAAAUGGAACACUAGAUGUUGAUGAGCUCCUCCCACUGAGCAAUUGGACACAUCUGCUGCCAUGCACUUUAAUUUUUCAACUGGAGAGUACAAUGGCGCUGCCCAGUUUAAAGCUGCAGAUUGUGAGUUCUUCAGGAGCCUACAACUGUGGGCAGGUAACUCAUGAAACCGCUAAUUAAUUUUUAACUGUUGAUGUACUUAAAAUCAGGGUCUUCAAGCAAGGCUUCAGAAAAGCUGCAGGAAGCAAGUUUGCUUUAGUGCAUGGUAUGCUGUAGCUGCUGUUAAUCAUUAUUUGGACUGAGAGUUCUUGCCCUGAUUCAGUUGACUGGUGUGUUGGCGUGCGGGGGAGGAAUAUAUUUUUAGUGUAUAACUUUGCCACUUGUUAAUGUAUUGCUCACAUAAAUAAAUGCUUCUUG
Messenger RNA from Dryobates pubescens (Downy woodpecker), 4976 nucleotides. It is a transcript of the gene ZDHHC2, whose product is annotated as zinc finger DHHC-type palmitoyltransferase 2. Bases 52 to 1407 code for a protein of 451 amino acids. The record is from RefSeq and is a predicted model, not a curated record. The transcript has 13 exons. Gene Ontology annotation, cellular component: endoplasmic reticulum; Golgi apparatus. NCBI's taxonomy places the organism in Eukaryota, Metazoa, Chordata, Aves, Piciformes, Picidae. Gene Ontology annotation, biological process: protein targeting to membrane; peptidyl-L-cysteine S-palmitoylation. Gene Ontology annotation, molecular function: protein-cysteine S-palmitoyltransferase activity.